This is a messenger RNA of Hyalella azteca, 375 nucleotides long. RefSeq lists its product as uncharacterized. The record is from RefSeq and is a predicted model, not a curated record. Bases 1 to 375 code for a protein of 124 amino acids. Lineage: Eukaryota; Metazoa; Arthropoda; Malacostraca; Amphipoda; Hyalellidae. The transcript has a single exon.
AUGGCGCCCAUACUGAACCCAUCGGCUGCUACGGCACCCAUACUGAACCCAUCGGCUGCUACGGCACCCAUACUGAACCCAUCGGUUGCUAUGGCACCCAUACUGAGCCCAUCGGUUGAUACGGCGCAAAUACUGAACCCAUCGGUUGCUACGGCACCCAUACUGAACCCAUCGGUUGCUAUGGCACCCAUACUGAACCCAUCGGUUGUUACGGCACCCAUACUGAACCCAUCAGUUGCUACGGCGCCCAUACUGAACCCAUCGGUUGCUACGACACCCAUACUGAACCCAUCGGUUGCUCUGGCACCCAUACUGAACCCAUCGGUUGCUACGGCGCCCAUACUGAACCCAUCGGAGAGUAGAAGACUAAAAUAG